AUGUUUGUGAACAAUACUGUGAGUUUUCUAUAGAGUAGAGUGCUAAAAUAUUGAUCAGCGUAAAACUUUUGAAGCAAAAUCUCCAACGUGGCAAUCAAUAAAUGAUAAAUUCGAAUUUGCAUGCCCAGAUGGUUGGCAAUCUUUCAAUAGAGCAAGAGGAACAUAUUGCAUGAAAAUGUUUUACUCAAGUUAUCCACAAUAUAUUGCGGCUGCUCAAUGUGCAUUAUCAGAUGCAUAUUUACCUGGAAUUGAAUCUGAAACUGAAUUUAUGUGGAUCUAUUGUAAGUACAUAUUUUAUGAAAGCUGGAUUGAAAAAUAG
Molecule: messenger RNA, 319 nt
Organism: Caenorhabditis angaria
Lineage: Eukaryota; Metazoa; Nematoda; Chromadorea; Rhabditida; Rhabditidae
Source: the annotation of a GenBank genome assembly